Caenorhabditis remanei is the source of this 432-nucleotide messenger RNA. RefSeq lists its product as uncharacterized. The transcript has 4 exons. The coding region runs from base 1 to 432 and encodes 143 amino acids. The record is from RefSeq and is a predicted model, not a curated record. NCBI's taxonomy places the organism in Eukaryota, Metazoa, Nematoda, Chromadorea, Rhabditida, Rhabditidae.
AUGUAUUUCUGGGUUAAAAACUGUGCGUUUGUCAAUCCUCCAGUAAAGGAUUCAAUUGAUUCCGGGUAUUCUGGUUACUCGAGUGAAUCUGGAGUCUCUCAGGAAUCGUACAAUGAAGAAGUGGAUCCGAAAAUCAAGUUUUAUUCUACUAUCAUAUUGCUUCUUUUUCUAUCCGUAAUCCCUGUAUAUUUUAUCACUGCUGGAAUUGUAAAACACGCUGAAUGUCCAGCUGAAUCAAAAAUUCCAUUCUGGAUGAACUCUCAAAAAUCCAGAGACCAACUCAAAAAGUCGUCCAGCACUUGCAAUGAUCUUACGGAAAUCUGUGAGGUUAUCCAUUUUUGGAUUAUCAAUCAUUGGAUUCAUUUGGAGUUGUGUCGUUUUGUCAAAAGAAGAGAGCUUUCUCAAUUGCUCAAACUCCGUAAUCUGGCCUAG